AAGGCCGCGUCGACCGCCUCGAAGAAGAACCCCCUCUUCGUGUCGACGCCCAAGAACUUCCGCAAGGGCGGUGACAUCCAGCCCAAGCGUGACCUGUCCCGCUUCGUCCGCUGGCCGCGUUACGUGCGCCUGCAGCGUCAGCGCAAGAUCCUCUACCAGCGCCUUAAGGUGCCGCCGUCGAUCAACCAGUUCUCCAACACCCUGGAGAAGAACGUAGCCACGGACCUCUUCAAGCUGCUGCUGAAGUACCAGCCGGAGACCAAGGCCGCCAAGACCCUGCGUCUGCGCAACAUCGCCGCCGGCAAGGAGGAGGCCUCGGCCCCGCCCGCCGUCGUGAAGUUCGGUCUCAACCACGUGACCUCGCUGAUCGAGAACAAGAAGGCCAAGCUCGUGGUCAUUGCCCACGACGUGGACCCCAUUGAGCUCGUGGUGUUCCUGCCCGCUCUGUGCCGUCAGUUCGACAUCCCGUACUGCAUCGUCAAGGGCAAGGCUCGUCUGGGACAGCUCGUGCACCAGAAGAACGCCGCCGUCGUGGCGCUCACCCACGUGAACAAGGAGGACAAGGCCAAGUUCGACUCGCUCUCGGAGGCCUUCAAGGCCAAGUUCAACGACGAUGCCGUGUCGCGUCGCAAGUGGGGCGGUGGCAUCAUGGGCCUGAAGACCCAGAAGAAGCUGGAGCUGCGUGAGAAGGCGAUC
This is a messenger RNA of Phytophthora sojae, 696 nucleotides long. RefSeq lists its product as hypothetical. The annotation marks the transcript as partial. Lineage: Eukaryota; Oomycota; Peronosporomycetes; Peronosporales; Peronosporaceae. Gene Ontology annotation, biological process: ribosome biogenesis. Gene Ontology annotation, cellular component: ribonucleoprotein complex. The record is from RefSeq and is a predicted model, not a curated record. The transcript is spliced from 2 exons.